Molecule: messenger RNA, 594 nt
Organism: Haemonchus placei
Lineage: Eukaryota; Metazoa; Nematoda; Chromadorea; Rhabditida; Trichostrongylidae
Source: the annotation of a GenBank genome assembly
AUGCUGAAGCUCCUUACACCGGUUAUGGAGUUUGCGCCACACGACGAUGGGAUCAGGGAAAACCUCGGCCAAGCCAUUGCAGCGCUGGCGCAAAGGAAUGAACUUUUAGUGGUGGCAGACGUUGACGAGUUCAUAUGGGAAUACUAUGAGCGCCGCAACCAGGUUCAAGAAUUCACAACUAAACUAUCAUGGAUACUCAGGCUAUUGUCUUCUUCAUUUCAUCGAAGAGCUGCUGACAUUGUACCGCUGCUGGCUAUUAAUGGAGGUCACAGUGUCAACGCUACCGUCAAAGUACGUUGGAACAAGAAAAUCUACACGGCCAAGAUUGUUCACAUUUCAACGAAAGAUCAAUGGGAAAAGGAGAUAGGAGAUGUGACUGGGGACGGAAAACUGGUAGAGAUAUUCUUCACAGUUGGUGAAAGCAGCUUCAAUCCUCAGGAUGGCAUUGACACUGGAACGGAAAGCAACAACGGCGCAACUGACACAAUGGAGCAAAUAAAGGCAGGGGUCUUCGAGCUGGUGGAGCAGAUGACGCAAAUGAAAGAUUCAUGGCAGGCGGCUUCCACGAUAUCGGAAAAAAGAUUGAUGAAGUAA